AUGGCAGGACAAAACCUCCGCUUGUCUGGUCUUCAUUGCAAGAUGGCGGACAGAAGUAAAGUUUCUUCUGCGCGGGAAGCGAUGGAAACAUUGACAGAAAUCUCGAAGCUUUUGAACACUGGACUGGAUUCAGAGACCUUAGCCAUCUGUGUAAAGCUAUGUGAAGCAGGCGUAAAUCCAGAAGCUUUAGCAUCUGUYGUACAGGAACUGAGACGUGAGACUGCAGCCUUACAAAAUGCAGAUGAAGAAGAACAACGGAAAUAACAGAACCAGUAAUAAUUGUCUGUGUUUUGUAUAUUACUUUGCCAGUCAUUGUAACUUCAUAGUGAGAAAUAGCUUUUAUAUAGUAUUACCAUUCAAUCUUAUAUUGCAUCUUGUAAAUAAAGGUUUGUAAAUAUAAAUACAAUACAACAACAGGUAAAA
Actinia tenebrosa (Australian red waratah sea anemone) is the source of this 423-nucleotide messenger RNA. RefSeq names its product mitotic-spindle organizing protein 1-like. The record is from RefSeq and is a predicted model, not a curated record. Gene Ontology annotation, biological process: gamma-tubulin complex localization; mitotic spindle assembly; microtubule nucleation by interphase microtubule organizing center. NCBI's taxonomy places the organism in Eukaryota, Metazoa, Cnidaria, Anthozoa, Actiniaria, Actiniidae. Gene Ontology annotation, cellular component: centrosome; interphase microtubule organizing center; spindle.